Messenger RNA from Pieris macdunnoughi, 1902 nucleotides. The record is from the annotation of a GenBank genome assembly. NCBI's taxonomy places the organism in Eukaryota, Metazoa, Arthropoda, Insecta, Lepidoptera, Pieridae.
AUGUCAAACAAUACUGUCGGCUCUUCGGGACAUGCUCCCGGCAAAAUACGUGGACCUGGAAGACCUCCAAAACGGACUUGUACUUGGUGUGGCGAAAGUAAAACACCACUAAAGUAUGUAUUGCCUACUGAAAAUAGUAAAAAGGAGUUUUGUUCAGAGACUUGUCUCUCUGAAUUCCGACAGGCUUACAGCAAAGGUGCCUGUCUACACUGCGACAAUGUUAUUCGCGGCAAUGCCCCUUCUAACAAAAACUUUUGCUCUACAUACUGUCUGAAUAAAUAUCAAAAGAAAAACGAGAAGAGAACUACUUCCCCUCAGUCUGGUAAUGGAGCUAAUGGUACUGAAAGUAAUUCAAACAAUAAUUCUACCACUUACUACGAUUUAUAUCAAUCUUUCGAUUGGACUGAAUAUAUGAAAGAAACAAGUAGUGUAGCUGCUCCUGAUGAAUGUUUUAAGCAGGCUCCUUUACCUCCUGUCAAUGAUUUCAAAGUGAAUAUGAAAUUAGAAGCAUUAGAUCCUCGUAAUUUGACAUCAACCUGUAUAGCUACUGUAGUUGGUGUGUUAGGGCCCAGGCUAAGAUUAAGGCUUGAUGGUAGUGACAACAAAAAUGACUUUUGGAGGCUUGUGGAUGCGGGAGAUAUUCAUACAAUUGGUCAUUGUGAAAAAAAUGAUGGUAUGUUACAGCCUCCACUAGGUUUUCGCAUGAAUGCUAGUAGUUGGCCUAUGUUUUUGCUCAAAACUCUUAAUGGAGCUGACAUGGCUCCCUCAAAAGUGUUUCAGCCUGAACCACCCACACCAAAGACUAACUUAUUUGUUGUUGGUCAAAAAUUAGAGGCUGUUGAUAAAAAGAAUCCGCAGUUGAUUUGUUGUGCAACAGUGGGGGCAGUUAAAAAUGACCAGAUUCAUGUGACAUUUGAUGGAUGGAGAGGUGCAUUUGAUUACUGGUGUAGGUAUGACUCCCGGGAUAUAUUCCCAGUAGGCUGGUGUGCCCGAGCUGGGCAUCCUUUACAGCCUCCAGGUCAAAAGAAUGCAACUACACCAUCUAGAUUUAAGUUACGCCCAAGUGGUAUACCAAAUCCUGCUUUACCAGAAGGGGGCUCUACCGGUAAUAACAAUACUGGAACUACCAACUCUGGUUCAUCUAGUCCUGUGCCCAACAUUUGUCUACACAUUCGUAGUAGUUGCCAAGGGGGAAGUCCCAAUUUACCCACCUCUGUCAAUGGAAUUGGUGCUUCAGGGGCAGCAGAAACUCUUGUCAAGGAGCUACUAAGUUCUCAUCCCGACCCACAGAAGUUAACCAGGGCUAUUCUCACAGCCUCGAGUAGCUAUUCUAAUAUUACUAAUGUACAGGUGUCAUCGGGAAGUAAGAACUAUUCUGUAAAAGUUCCGUCAGAUUUAAGUAGAGAUGAGUUGAAGAACUGGGUGAAGGCAGUGUGUGGAGGUGCCGGGUGGUGUGUGGGGUUGGUGGAAGUAGACACGGGAGAGGCAGCCGUGAGGCCUUGUACCCUCUGCGGGGAAUCUACUUCUAAUGUGGCACCUGUUAAGAGGACCAAAGCUGAAGGCAGCAAAGUGAAUGGUGAAGGGCCAGGUGCGAAGUUGGCCCGGGUGUCCCCCGAGAGGCCGGAGCCAGCUUCAUCGACCACGGGUGCUCCUCCCCCUCCCCCCGCAGCCCUGGCGCCCCCCGACUGGUCCGUCGAAGACGUCAUUGGGUUCAUCGCAGCGGCUGAUCAGGCGCUGGCCGCUCAUGCCGACUUAUUUAGGAAACAUGAAAUAGACGGCAAGGCCCUUCUGCUCCUAAAUUCGGACAUGAUGAUGAAGUACAUGGGACUGAAACUCGGUCCAGCUCUCAAGAUAUGCAACCUCGUCUCAAAGGUUCGCAACCGACGACAUUUCAACGCCUAG